This is a messenger RNA of Vigna radiata var. radiata (mung bean), 2316 nucleotides long. Its product is annotated as peroxidase 64. The transcript is spliced from 5 exons. Gene Ontology annotation, cellular component: plasmodesma; plant-type cell wall. Gene Ontology annotation, molecular function: peroxidase activity; heme binding. The record is from RefSeq and is a predicted model, not a curated record. Lineage: Eukaryota; Viridiplantae; Streptophyta; Magnoliopsida; Fabales; Fabaceae. The coding region runs from base 1063 to 1998 and encodes 311 amino acids. Gene Ontology annotation, biological process: hydrogen peroxide catabolic process; response to oxidative stress.
ACAGGGUAGAUAUGAAUUUAAAUGUUAAUCUUGAAUUGGUAAAAUAUGAAGCCUAAAACGAUGAUUGAAUUUUAAAGGUUUGAAUAAAUUAUCCGAACAUGACUGAAGUUUCUUGUUUGAAUUGGUUUGAUUUAAUCAUGCCAUUUUGGUUCAAUGACCACUUCUAAUAACAAGAGUGUAAGAAAAACCUCCUAAGUUUUGUUUCUACAGAGAUGAAAAUGUUAUUAAAACCCUCAACUGCGUAAAUCUCAGCCAAUAGGACUCAGCAGAAGUCUUCAACAGCUAGCAGAGAAUCUAGGUGCUUUUUGUUUGAUUAAAGCACAUGCAAAUGCACAUGACAUGAGUAAAUAAAAGUGAGACACAAGACAUUAGCUGGAACCAUAGCAACUGAUGUCUCACACAAACUCAAUCUCGACAGUGACACAUGUUUACUUUAUUCUUUUAGACCUUAUCAUCACUUUCACAACCAAUAUUUCACUCCAAAAUAUCAACCAACCCUUCUCUUUCUGCACUAUUACUGUACCUUCAUUCAAAUUUCUAUAAGUUUUCAAACUCAAUUUACAGAUUGAAAUUACUUCCAAGAAUAUAUGUACAUAUGGUACGUCUCUGCCAUAACAAUUGAAAAUGAUUCGUUAUAAUAACCUCAGCUCGAAAUGGUAAGUUUACCCCUUAUGUAAUGUAGGGACAAUUUAUGCAGUAGAACUAUACACUCUUUUACCAUGGAAUGUUCACUGUUGACUUGUAUCAAAAUAGCCAUUAAAUCAAAUUCUUGAUAAAUUAUUAGACAUACUAAUGGAAAAUUACGUUACUACGAUGAACGUGUGAAACUAAGAAGAAAAAACUCAAAGGGGAAGAGGUAGCUAGCAAAAAUUUGAGUCAAAAUAUAUUGGGACUGCUUUUGUAAUAACGUUGGCUUUUUAAAGCAGCAACAGUACUACCAAAUGCAACUUUGAUUAUUCAAGAGAAGGUGGUUGAAAACACUGCUCCACUAACAGGGUCUUAGAUCACCAAAUAUGCUUAACAACCACAUAUCAUUAACAACUCCAAGGUAUUGCUACAGUGAUGAUGCUCAUAACUACCAUGCACUUGGCUUCUCUUGUGAGAGCACUAAAUGUAAAUUACUAUGAAAAUACGUGCCCUCAUGUGGACUCCAUUGUAGCUGCUUCUGUUCACAAAGCAACCAUGAAUGACAAAACUGUUCCAGCAGCUCUCCUUCGGAUGCAUUUUCACGAUUGCUUCAUAAGGGGUUGUGAUGCCUCUGUUCUUCUGGAAUCAAAGGGGAAGACCAUAGCAGAAAAGGAUGGACCUCCUAACAUUUCAUUGCAUGCAUUUUAUGUCAUUGACAAUGCUAAGAAAGCACUUGAAGAAGUAUGCCCCGGAGUGGUAUCUUGUGCUGAUAUUUUGGCUCUUGCUGCUAGGGAUGCUGUUACUCUGUCCGGUGGCCCUAAUUGGGAUGUUCCAAAAGGAAGAAAGGAUGGAAGGAUAUCAAUGGCCACUGAAACCAGACAAUUGCCAGCUCCUACAUUCAACAUCUCCCAAUUACAGCAAAGCUUCUCUCAAAGAGGCCUUUCCUUGGAGGAUCUUGUAGCCCUCUCAGGAGGUCACACACUAGGAUUUGCUCACUGUUCAUCCUUUCAGAACAGAAUCCAUAGAUUCAGCCCAAAGCAAGACAUUGACCCUUCCAUGAAGGCUUCAUUUGGAAGCAGGCUGAGAAGCAUAUGCCCCUCUCAUAACAAGGUGAAAAAUGCAGGAAGCUCGUUGGAUUCUAGUUCAACCUUGUUUGACAAUGCUUAUUACAAGCUGCUCCUUCAAGGAGAGAGCAUAUUCUCUUCUGAUGAAGCUCUGCUAACUCACCCCACCACUAAAGCUUUGGUUUCCAAGUUUGCUUAUUCUCAAGAGGAAUUUGAAAGGGCCUUCGUCAAGUCCAUGAUCAAGAUGAGCAGCAUCACCAACGCUGAACAACAACAAAUCAGGCUCGAUUGUAAAUUCGUUAGAUGAUUCAUAGUUCGUAUUGAAUCAAAUGAGUUUGUGCUGUUACAAUGGUCUUUUUACUUGUGUACUGACACCAUUUUUCUAGCAGAAGAAAUAAAUGUCAAACUGAGGAAAUAUGUUUAUGGUAAUCCAUGACUAGUGGCCGAAGCAAGUAUUCAAAAUUUCUUUGAAUUUUCAGUCUUUAUUUUGAUGUUGUGGGCUUUCUAACUGAUCCCAUGAAUUUUGUUUGUCAUCUGCUAAUACUACAAGGAUAAUAGUUCAAAUUCUGACUUUUUUCAGGAGUUUAUUUUUUAUUUUCUAAAAUAAUAUUGAAGUUGUUUUUUA